Aplysia californica (California sea hare) is the source of this 3209-nucleotide messenger RNA. RefSeq names its product putative amine oxidase [copper-containing]. Gene Ontology annotation, biological process: amine metabolic process. The record is from RefSeq and is a predicted model, not a curated record. Lineage: Eukaryota; Metazoa; Mollusca; Gastropoda; Aplysiida; Aplysiidae. Gene Ontology annotation, molecular function: quinone binding; primary methylamine oxidase activity; copper ion binding. Gene Ontology annotation, cellular component: plasma membrane.
ACAACUCUAUAUAGAUCUAGGCUAGGCGUGUGACGUGUGACUAAAACGCGCUGUUUCGAUCGUAAACCUCGAAGCAACAGAUAAGUGACACUGCGAGCUAGAGUUUAGCUGAGGCAAAUCCCACGAUCUUUCGGUCUUUCGGACGUGGACCGAUCACUGUGAAGGCGUUUCGUGUCCUAGUUUUCAAUUUAAACAAUAUUGAGACUAGGAACAUCGCGGUAAAGUUACAUCUUUCAAUCCAACUUUAUUUUAUCUUGUCUUAGCGUUAUCUUCAAAGAAGAUUGUAUAACCUAAAUGUUGCAGCAGCGAGACAAGGUGUUGCAGUACUCUUGCAUAGUAGAUUUUUUGUAGUCUGGAAAUUGGGCCGGUGCGUGUGUGUAUAAAGGGUUCUUAUUUCACUGCCUGGAAGAGAGGACUCGGAAGCGAAGUGCCAUUCCAAACUUUGUGUAGACAGUGCAAAGGCUGAAACAGAACACAGUGCAUGAAACCUAAUCUUUGGUGAAGCCUUCUGAAAAGGUCUGCUUGCUGCAAGCGGCACAAAAAUGGUGUACCUCAUGGACAAAGGAGCCAGAUCUCGGCGCCAAGUUGGCAUAUGGCGGGCAGCUGCCGUGUUGCUGGCCAUCGUCUGUAUCGGUCUUUCAAUCGCUGUGAUUGCCAUGGCAACCAGAGGAAGUGAGGGCGGCGACGGGUUUACGACGUGUGGCAGAGGGCAAAAUGCUAAGUCACAGGGCAUUAUAGACAGGGGUGAGCCUGACAAGCCCGGACCCUUCCACGACCUGACGAAACAUGAGAUGCGACACCUGAGGUCCUUCCUGGAACAGGACCCAAACAUCAAAGCCGUUGACCCUGACGGGGCCACCAUGGAACAAAGCAACAUCUACAUGAUGGACCUGUUCCCAGCUCCUAAAACUUUCAGCGGUCAAUCCACCUCGGAGCCGGUAGAGCUGGCCCGGUCGUUCUGUCUGUUCGAGAACAACAACGGCUACCCCCUCAGGCGCCACCUGUCCUACUCGCAGGCUGAGGGCGCCUUCUAUGGCGGUAUGAUGGACUCGGCGCUCGUGCUCCGCUCCGCCCUCACCAUCGUCAACUACGACUACAUCAUGGACUACAUCUUCCACCAAAACGGCGUCGUGGAGACGCGCGUCAUGAGCACAGGCUACAUACUCCCAUCCUUCUACACCUCCCUGGAGGACCCCUACGGCUUUGAGAUCGAGGACAAGCUCCUCGGGAACAUCCACCACCACAUCUUCCACUUCAAGGCCGACCUGGACAUCAUGGGCACCAGCAACCGUUAUGAGACCCUGGACAUCGUACCAGAGGCCGUGGACAUGAGGACGGUACCUGGACGCAAGUACCACCAGACAAAAUACGUUAGGAACUUGAGAAAAAAUGAGAAGGAGGCUCUCUACAAGUACGACUUUGACACGCCCAAAUAUCACGUGGUCCACAACAACGCCAAGAAGACAAAAUAUAACGCGAUAAAAGCGUACAGAAUCGCCAUGCACGGAAUGUCCAAGCAGAUGCUGCCAGAGAAUGAGGACAACGAGGGAACAGUUCCCUGGGCCAGGCAUCAGCUAGUGGUCACUAAGCACAAGGAUAACGAGCGUGUGUCCAGUUCGCCCUACGCCAUGUGGGACAGCCAGAACCCUGUGACAGACUUCACAACCUUCUACGAGGACAACGAUAACAUUGUCGAUGAGGACCUGGUGUUUUGGAUCACCCAAGGCAUGCACCACAUCCCCCACACAGAGGACAUCCCCCUCACCCCCACUGUGGGCAACCACCUCACCUUCUUCCUACUGCCCUACAACUACUUUGACGAGUGCCCAUCUGUCGCCUCCAGAGAUCACAUCCGGAUCGAGCACAAGAACAAGAAGGAUCCCAAACAAGGCGUGCGCGUGCUGCGCAAUGGCAACUCCGUGGACCAGUGCUCACUGCCACCUGUGGCCAAAGAGUAUGAUGAGUUGCUGGAGCGUGAUCCUGACGUCAUUCUCGAGAGCACAGAGUUCCGCGGCAUCUUUUAGGAAGAUCUGCAGACGAUAGAACGUACUAUUUGUAUCUGUUUUGUUAUACGUGUUGGUUUGAUGCGUCUUGAUGAAGAAUGUGUAAUGCAAGUUAUUUUUCUAAGACUAUUGAUACGUUUGUGUCGAUGGUUGAUUUGUCUUAAAGAAUGUGCACACGUGUGGUAUCUGUAAGUAGUCUAAGACCAUGGACACAUUACAGGUUUUCUUGUUCGAUACACCUUAAUGACUGUGCACACAUGGCAGAGAAUCGUAUUUACAGUUUAUAUCUGUGUAAGUUUAAGAUAUCCUUUUCAAAAACUGCGGAAGCAGGGGAGAUUGUCUGUUGCAUUGAAUUAAUGUGGGUAAAAAAAUUGGAUCGCAUGACAUAAUAUCUCUGUUUGAUAAUAUUUCUUUGGAAAGUGCACACACAUGAUGGAUUGUUUCGGGGGUUUUUUUUCUUGGGUAAGAGUACUUUUGAUAGACAGCUUAAAAUUUUAAUGCUAAACAUGAUAUGUAGCAGAUUGUUGGUUUUUAUAAUAUUAAUGACUGGAGGUUGUCUAGUGCACACGUAGCAGAUUAAAUGUUUUACGUUGUUGUAAUGUACAGGCUUUAAGAUGAUGCCACUAUCUCCACAUGCCCAAAAAGUGACGAGCGCCUGAUUCCACCAUGUCGUGACACAUGUAGUUUAUUUUGGCAAUGAAUGUCAAGCUGAAUCAAUACAGGUAUGGAUUUGUCUUCGAGACGUUGUAUUUUCUGUGCUAGAGGGUACCACGCUUUUUGAAUUUCACGAAUAGACACGGAGAAACGGGAAUUAGAUAGAGAGAAGAAGAUGAGUGUUUGGCAUUAUGGAUGAAGUUGAAUUGUGUGUGUGUGUGUGUGCGGGUGUGUGUGUGUGUGUGUGCGUGUGUGCCUGUGUGCGUGUGAGUGUCUGCAUGUAUGUACCUGUAAGUGCGUGUGAGUGUAUAUAACUCUGUGUGUGUCUGUGUGUGCACGUGUCUGAGUGUGUGUGUAUGUGUGUGUGUGUGUGUGUGUGUGUGUGUGUGUGUGUGUGUGUGUGUGUGUGUGUGUGUAAUGUUGAGAUGAAAAGUUGCUCAAGAAUCAUCCGAUUUCUAUAACACGUUAGUGUGAUGUGUUGUGUAAAGUUUGAAGCAGGAAUCAAACCAAUGAACGCCAAAAAAAGCCAACGUGUCUGUACGCUUAAUAAAC